AUGAGCAAAUGUAGGUUUAUACCGCCCUUUCACUCCUUGGGUACGGAUGAUUGUGGUCUGACCAGUGCCCAGUCACCGUUUCAGGCUGUGAUCUCCUCAAGGCUGCAUGGUGAUGCCGUGGCGAUACACAUACCCAUCGCGAAACGAAGAACCGGCCCGUAUCCACUGGUCCAUUAUGAUUCCCCGUCCCCUCACCAGUCAUCUCAGAACCAAAUUCGUUCUGGCGCGGCCGAGUCGAUGAAUGGAUGCUUAUUCCCAUCACUCUCAGGGCGGAGAGGCCAUGUCGUGUCGUGGACGUUGAUCGUCAAGGAAGAAACUGCACGCCAAACGUCGAUAGAAGUCUUCCCCACCUGCCGCACACUCCCGCCUGCCGUAUAG
This is a messenger RNA of Pseudocercospora fijiensis CIRAD86, 378 nucleotides long. RefSeq lists its product as uncharacterized. The transcript has 4 exons. Lineage: Eukaryota; Fungi; Ascomycota; Dothideomycetes; Mycosphaerellales; Mycosphaerellaceae. The coding region runs from base 1 to 378 and encodes 125 amino acids. The record is from RefSeq and is a predicted model, not a curated record.